Messenger RNA from Adineta steineri, 1233 nucleotides. Lineage: Eukaryota; Metazoa; Rotifera; Eurotatoria; Adinetida; Adinetidae. The record is from the annotation of a GenBank genome assembly.
AUGCGAGAUAAUGAAAAACAGAAACUCUAUGAAACUAUUAAACAAGAAAUACGUUCAUUAUUAAUUAGUUCACCAAAAACUAAAUAUGGAGGAUUAACAGGUUCAUUAUUAUAUUACGAUUAUAAACAAUUAAAUUGUGGAAACGAAAUACCAUAUAAAGAACUUGGUUUUCAUUCAGUGUUAUCUUUAUUAAAUUCAAUGCCUGAUGUUGUUCAAAUUGAAUUUAAAGAAAAUAGUACAUCAUAUCGUAUUCAUCCAGUAUAUGAUAAAACAACAGCACAUAUUCAAAAAAUGGUAUUGGAACAACGAGAUAAAUAUGAAUAUGAAAAUCAAAUUCCUUUUCAUCGUAAUAAUAAUUAUUCAUUACAACGAUCUUUUGACCCACAACAAUUCUCUCAAUUCAAUAAACCAAAUAUAGAAUCUACUUAUGAGCCAUACUUUCUUUUCACACCGAUACCACCAUUAGAUUAUGAACAAAUCAAUAUUCAAUCAAAUAAUGAAUUAUCUCAAAAAAGAUUAACAUUGAAUAAUGAUCCAGAUGGUUGUUCAACUCCUAAAACUUUCAUCGAAACACCUAUUCAUUUUGAUAUUGAUGAUUACCGUUUAAAUGAAUCAAUUCAAGAUAUCUCUAGUAACAAAACUAAUACUUCUCCAAUUGAUAAUCCCUUUAGUACACAUGAUGAACCAUUACUCCCAACGACAUCGAUUAAUAUCAUUUCAAAUAAUGAAAUAAAUUCACAAAUUGAAGAAAUAUCAUCUAUAUCAUCAGAAAGUGAUAAAAAUGUUUUACCACCAAUAAUUGAUGAACAUCGAUCGAAUAAUUCUCAAUGUAUUUCAACAUCAUCUCCAUCUAUUGCAGAUGAAGAAAACAUAUUAACAGAUAAUGAAAUAUCGUUCAAUAUUGAUCAAUGCAUUGAAUGUAAAUCCGAUGAAUUAAUAAAACGAAUUCAUAAUGCUGUACGUCAAUGUAUUUCUUUUCGUUAUAUUCAUCGAUUAUGUCAAAUUAAAUUUGAAUAUCGUUAUUAUCCAUUAACAAACGAAAUUCUCUCAAUAAAAUCUCAACUUGAAUAUGUUGCUUUGAAUGAAUAUGAAAAAGAAUUAGAAGAAUAUGAAAAACUCUUUCAAUUAAAUACUUUAAUUGAUGAUGAUAUAUGUCAAACAAUGUUUAAUGAAUAUGUUUUUUUACAACGUAAUUAUUAUUAUAUGAAGAAAUUAAUGAAAAAAAAACAAUGA